AUUCACGCUAUGAAUCUCGCGAAUCGACACGCGAUUCUCGGUUUAUGAGUCGCCCAGAACGAGCACCUCAACCUUUACCAACAUCACCUCCAUAUACUGCACAUCUUGGAAAUUUACCCUUUGAUUUAACUGAACAAGAU
Messenger RNA from Racocetra fulgida, 140 nucleotides. NCBI's taxonomy places the organism in Eukaryota, Fungi, Glomeromycota, Glomeromycetes, Diversisporales, Gigasporaceae. The record is from the annotation of a GenBank genome assembly.